AAGAAAUGGGUAAGAAGUUCUGCUAUACGGACCUAAAGGCAGCAACCCAGACUGAACCGCGUAUCAAAAAUGGAAAUGGCCACCGCCGGGGCAGUUUGGACUCUCAAUUGGAACGGGACAUAGGGGCCGAGCAGGAAGAGGAUGACGGCGAUGAUGCUAUGGUGUUUGGAAACGCAAGGAACCCUCUACAGAAGAACAACGCAUUGGAUAGCAUGGCCAACGGCUACUUGCAGUUGGUCCAUCAAAUUGAGGCUCAUCUUUACACGCCACCUUCUCUAGUCGAGGUUGGAGAAAAACGCGAGGAGGGUGGAGAGAUACGAGGAAGCUCGCAGACCGAAGAUGAAAUCUCGCAGUCUUCGGAGGAUUCCAGUCAGCUGAAAAUUGGCUUUGUCGAUUUGUUUCGCCGCAGUCUUCAUUUCGAAAGCUUGGGAAUUCCGCUUACUCCCUUAGAGCUGUACUCCAUGGAAUUUCAGAGAAGUGAAAAACAAGAAGGAAGGAUUCUGGGCGGUUAUCGACCUGGCACUAAAGAGCAAAAGAUAUCACGCGAAACAUCCAGUUCUCAUCCAUCUGAACUUAUAAAAAAUACAUAUCAACCGCCUUCAUUUACAGGAAUGAAUUUCCGAUCCUCGAAUCCGAAGUACAUGGAAAACUUUCAGGAUAAAAGUCAACCCGAUUUAGAAAGAGAACGUAUUUUUGAAGACGAAGAUGUAGAGUUAUCCAAGUAUGCACCCAAGUUCAAUAGUCGAUUUCUAGAAAGCCUUCCCGAUGCAAGCCCGAUAAGAAGGUUGCCAAAGAGAAGUUCUUCCCCAGAUUUAGAUCACUGUCCUGGCUCACAUUUUAAGCCUACUACUAGCUCACUCCGAUUACCACCAAAAAAACCAAACCCAAGUCCCAUUGUUCAAGAACCAUCCCAAUAUUCCAUCAAAUUUUCAGAGCAAACUCAUUUCCCAAAUCCCAUACAAGAUUCCAUUAACUUUUUAGAGCAAUCUGAGUUCCUAUACCCCGUUAAAUCUCAAAGGUCCACUAAAGUUCCGGUUCAAAACCCAAGUAAAGUGCCAGGGAAAAAGGACAAUGCUGAGAGGAAACGUCAUUCUAAGUGUGCAAUUCAAACUGGAAGGAAGCGAUCUGUAAGCCCAGAGAACCGUAAAGCUUAUAGUAACAGUUGUGAAAAGUCCCUUAAGAUGGAUUUUAGAGGCUCCAGAGAACCAAGUGAUUCCCCAAAAUGUUCCAGAUCGAAAAAGAAAGGCACAUGGACCAAAAUGAACGUAUCCAAGUUGUCUUUAAAUUCUCGUUGGGUGCCUUAUAAUCCAGAAAGUAAGCCCAAUCGGACUAAGCCAUCAAACACCUGCCCACUUCAUGGACAUUCGAGCUCCAGGCAACGCAAACCCUUAACUUUAGAGACCCUAUUGGCCCCCAGGCGCCUUAGAAAUUGCAGUGAUGGUGAGCUGUUCCAGAAUGGGACCCAUCAGCUCAAUUUUAGGGGUAAGAGAACCCCUGAUCCUGUAAAGAGUUCCAAUUUGGAUGUUUUCGAUAAGCACCUAAAAGGCCUGCUGAAAAGUGAGCCCAAGAAGUCAUGUUUGAAGAAGUCCUCCAAUCCAGUUAGCGAAACCGAAUGCAACAUGGUGCCUCUGCACUCCGAUACCUUCACGGAUGUCUGGAAGCAAUCUAGAUUGGGCAGGGAGUAUUCGCAACGAAAACAACGAAAUGGGGGACUCUAUAGUCGGGCCGAUAAGCUAAGGUUCGAGACCAUAGAUCGACUGGAUGCUGGUUCUGCGGGCCUUCCACUUUUUAAGGAUUCGGAUCAAACAAUGGAGAGGACACAGUACUUCGUGUCAGAGUUCGAUAAAAUGAGUCGAGCGGAGAGGAGGCAUGAUCUCGAGUUGAGAAUGGCCCAAUUGCGUUGGGUGCAGUGCACCUCGGAUAAGAAAUAUCGCAAGCACUUUAGGAAGCAGGAAAUCAAGGUCAAGCCGGUGGAUACUAAUUCAGAGCAAUUCUUGUGCCCUUUUGGCCACGACCAUUGUCCAAAAGUGAUGAACGCCACUCUAUUGGGACACUUUGUGUCACAGCAUUUGGAUGAUCCGGGAGUUGAGCUGCGUGAGAUUUUCGAGGACGAGCGGACACUGAUCAUCUUCAGUCCCAAAGCUUUUGAGCUGGGCAUCAAUACCUGCAUGUCCGUGCUUGUCUACGGUGGAGUACGGGACCAGCCUUGUAGUCUCCCAGGAGCCAGAUUCAUGCCCACGCGAAAUAUUAACUUAUCUAAAGCCUACGCCCAUUUCGACAUGCACCUGCCGUUAUUCGUGGUGAUCUGUAGGAAUCGCCUGAGCAGCAUCGAGGGCAAGAAGGUGAGGUUCGACGAUCUGGAAAAGGGGGACGAGGAUGUGCUCGCCCUGUGGAUGGUGAGCAUGGAUCUGCCUAUUUCUGUUCAUGUGUUGAUGACUAUACUCAACCGACGAAUGGAUAUCACCAGGAGUUCCAUCAUGAAGGUCCGAGGAAUCCACAAAUCCCACAAUUCCCAGGAGUUCAUGCACACCAGCAAACAGUAUAUGCGACUCACUGAUCGUGACUUGCGAGUCCUUACCAACAAUCAUACGGAGCCAAUCUAUAUGGAGAUCUCUGUCAAGGAGUACGCCGGUAUAUAUCCCCGCCAUGAUUAAUGUGAUCGUUAAGACCUCGUCUGAAUGCCAAGCAUAUUCCCCUAAAACCCCAUUUAAAACUAAUUUGUGGCUAACCAUUCCAAUUUUUUAUAAGCAAAUAAGACUAUAUUUUCACAUUUAAUAUUUAUGUAAAUAGAUACAUUAUUUGA
This is a messenger RNA of Drosophila eugracilis, 2803 nucleotides long. RefSeq lists its product as uncharacterized. Lineage: Eukaryota; Metazoa; Arthropoda; Insecta; Diptera; Drosophilidae. The record is from RefSeq and is a predicted model, not a curated record. The transcript is spliced from 2 exons. Bases 6 to 2654 code for a protein of 882 amino acids.